Messenger RNA from Colletotrichum orchidophilum, 696 nucleotides. RefSeq lists its product as uncharacterized. Lineage: Eukaryota; Fungi; Ascomycota; Sordariomycetes; Glomerellales; Glomerellaceae. Bases 1 to 696 code for a protein of 231 amino acids. The record is from RefSeq and is a predicted model, not a curated record. The transcript is spliced from 2 exons.
AUGAUGAUGAACACCCUGGCUGAACAUGAUGCAGCUGGCCUUUCAACAACGAUUAUGCCCUUUGCGCAGUUGCCCGCGUGCGCUGAGAAAUGUGGCCCCCUCUUCGACGCCAACGGUGCCUGCGUCCCUCCUGCCGUCCCGGCGGCUGACGCCAACACCUACGACAGGUGUUUCUGUAGCCAAGGCGCUCUGAAAGCCUUUUCCACUGCAGCGGCGGGUGUCUGUCCUGCCGCGGGAUGUGAUGACGCCGGCUUCACUAGUAUCCAGGGAUGGUACACCUCGUUCUGUAAUUCCGUCACCGGCGGCGCUGCCACUGCGUCUGCUUCAUCCUCGGCAGGAGCCACCCCAACAAGCGGAGCUUCAAAAGGGUCCAACAGCGGAAAUGGCGGCGAUUGGCUCUCUAAUCACUGGAAAUGGGUCGUCAUGCUUGUAAUCCUCGUCGUCGCCAUUGCUGGCAUCUGGGUUGGUGCAUGCAUUUGGCGCCGGCGCUACCUCCGUCGCAAGGACCGCAUGUACGAGCUCGGCAAACACGCCCAUAAGGGACCCAGCGGCAUCAUCGCUGGCUCCGGUGUCAAUGUCAACCAGGCUGGUCUCGUCAAUGCUCCUGGCCAAUUCAUGUCUGGCCCGCCGCCGGCCGUAUACGAUGAGAAGCCCCCCAAGGAGAAAAAGAAGUGGGUUGUCAACGAGCGGACAUAG